UGGUUCUCUGUUAAAACACUCGUUUAUAUUCGAUUCAACAGUCGAUAAAUUUAACAACAAAAACGUUUUAAAACAUUCACACUGAGAACUAGAGAAUGAAAACAGGAAAAAAGUCUAAUUUUUACUGCAGUAUAUGUGAUUUAACUUUCAUAAAGAAUGCUCACUUAAAAAAACAUAGUGUUAUUCAUGUUGGAAAACCUUAUUUAUGCAAUCUGUGUGAUAAAAUAUUUGCGAAUAAAGGAAGUUUGAAGGCACACUGUGUUGUUCAUACUGGAGAAACAUAUUCCUGCAAUGUCUGUGAUAAAACUUUCCACCGAAAAUCUAGUUUAACAAGUCACAGUGCUAUUCAUACUGGUGAGAAACCUUAUUCGUGCAAUUUGUGUGAUAAAACAUUUGCUUACAGAGUAAGUUUAAAAGAACAUAAUGUGGUUCAUAGUGGAGAAAAAUCUUAUUCAUGCCAUGUGUGUGAUGCAACAUUCGCACACAAAGUUAGUUUAACUAAACAUUGUCUUGUUCAUACUGGAGAAAAACCUUAUUCAUGCAGCAUCUGUGACAAAACAUUCGCACAGAAAGGUGCUUUAACUAAACACUCUCUUGUUCAUUCUGGAAAAAAGAAUUAUUCUUGCAAUAAGUGUGAUAAAACAUUUACAUAUAAAUUUAAUUUAAAAACCCACUAUGUUGUUCAUACUGGUGAGAAGCCUUAUUCAUGCAGUGUGUGUGAUAAAACAUUCUCGCAGAAAAGUAGUUUAAAUAGUCACUCACUUCUUCAUACUGGUGAAAAACCUUAUUCAUGCAGUAUAUGUGAUAAAACAUUCACACAGAAAAGUAAUUUAAAAGCUCACGCUCCUGUUCAUGCUGAAGAGAAGCUUUUUGCAUGUAAUGUGUGUGAUAAAUCUUUUAGACUAAAAAGAAGUUUAAAUCGACACUAUGGUGUUCAUACUUGAGAGAAGCCUUAUUCAUGUACUAUGUGCAGGGUUGGCGUUAGACAUGAGUUCAGGCUCGCAUUUAGAGGACUGAGCCCAAGAUACAUAGGAUUACCUAGAUGAGACAUACGUUGGAUAAAGGCUAAAUUUUGCGACCUUUGAUGUUUGAAUAAGGAAAUUAGUCAUUAUAACUAAUUUAUCGCAAUUAAAUAACAAAUUUUAUACUUAAUAAUUGUUUGAAAGCAGUAAAAAAAUUAUGAGAAUUUUUAUUUCA
Messenger RNA from Parasteatoda tepidariorum (common house spider), 1197 nucleotides. Its product is annotated as zinc finger protein 83. NCBI's taxonomy places the organism in Eukaryota, Metazoa, Arthropoda, Arachnida, Araneae, Theridiidae. The record is from RefSeq and is a predicted model, not a curated record.